CGCACAAGGCCCGAUGGGGAAUUCCGUGCGAAGCCCGAGUGGGGCGGACGCUGCGAAUGGUGGAAACCGCGGGGGGUGCCAAUCAACGCGCCAUCGAGCGAGGACCCGAUUGACAGCUCACUCGCAGACGCCAGGCUUAUGUGGGGUUCUGUUUGGACGCCCCAACUUGGUACGGAGGAAAUUGUUCCGAUGCCCACUUGCAGUCCAACAUCGACAGCGCCCGCUGUUUGGCAAACGGUUCUUUGUUUUCGAUGGACAACGUCCGCGGCGACACCGACAACGAAUCCUGUUCAAAAUGGGCACGGGAACAGUCGGUCAUCGUACCCAUCCUUCCCGUACCCUUUUCAAUCUUGCCGAGUGAGGGCGCCCCCCCCGAGUCGCUCGACCUCGUGGCUCAGCAGGCCCGGCGCUCGCUGGGAAACGCUGGCGCGCCGGGCGUUUCCAGCGUGCCGAGAGGCCCGCGCCGCGCGGGCGCGCCCGCCACGGGCCGGCCGCUGCCUGCGCGCAGGCCCCCGCCGGCGGAGUCCUGAGGCUUCCCAGAUGAAGUCCGCCCGCGGCAGUGGCUGGAACGCCUGCAACAGGAUCUGCGAGGAGAAAGAGAAGCAGCGCAUCGCCCAAGCCCACAAGCAGGCCGUGGACGAGAUCUAUGCCAGACCCAGGCGCCAAGGUACCUCCCUCCCCAUGGACCCGCCCAGGGAGUACUCGCACGUCUCCGGGCCGUCCCAGGCAAAGAAGGUGAAUGUUGUGCGUAAGUCGGAUGUUGACUUCGAGAACAGGGCGUUGGUGCAGAAGCUUCUCCAGAUCGACGUGCGGCCCAACCAGCUCGCGCAGGCAGCCUCCGCACGCCUGUCCGAGCACGCCACGCCGCGCAGCCUGAGCACCGUCGCGAAGAGGAGGGAGAACGAGAGGAUCGAGCAGGCGAACGCAAAGAUGCUCGAGCGCAUCAACGGCAUGAGGACCGCCACGGAGCGGCGGCGGCGCCACGAGGAGCAGAGGGAAAUGGAGAGACAGGUCCUGAGCGCCCGGGUGUCCGAGAACGCCAACCGGGUCCGCAUGUGGCAUUUGCCGAGGCCAGUGCCACGCCCCACCAAAACGAGCACCUUCUUCGACGAGCCGGCGAUGACCAGCACUAGCCUCUUCUCCCGGACGUCGUUGCCACUCCAAGAGCGAAGUUCGACCGCGCCAUUGCCGCUCGAGGACUCCGCCUGGUCGCCGCUGGGAUCCACCUUCCAGCACCGGGCCUGGGACGCGGACGCCCUGGCGCUGCCCUGACGCAGGGCGCGCGCGCGCCGGGGCUCCCCGUCGCUUUUUCGCCGGAGCCCCGGCUGGCGGCGCGCCGGAGCCCCGUCGGCCGGCAGGGUGCGCCGGGGGGCCGGCCGUCAUGGGCGACAAGCCUCGCACGACUACGCGCAAGAACUUGGCAUCGCUCGGAGGUGUGCAUCUUCUUUCGGCGAGGACCAUCGAGGAGCAUCCUCGAUCAUUU
Molecule: messenger RNA, 1483 nt
Organism: Prorocentrum cordatum
Lineage: Eukaryota; Dinophyceae; Prorocentrales; Prorocentraceae
Source: the annotation of a GenBank genome assembly